AGAAAGUGAGAAAAGUGUGUGAAGAGUGAAAGUACACUUAGAGUAGAAGUGUAUUGGUGAGGAUUGAUUUUUUGUAAUAGCUGAGUGUGAUAUUUUGCUCCUAUUGUAAUUCUGUUCUUGAUAUUGAAUAGAAGAAUUUUCCAAUCCCAACAUAUAGAACCCAAAGAUUCUCAAGUUUCUAGGAUCCUAACCAAAACCCAAUCCAAAUUGACCGAUCCGAUCACACCCACCUAUUCUAAACCGUUUUUUUAUCCCAAUUUUCGGAUCCCAAUUUCAAUCAUAUUGGUGUAGUUAGUUCGGUUUUCAGUUUUUAUGUUCCAGAUGCGUGCCCUACUUAAGCAUGGGGCGGACUAGUCUAGUGUGCAUGAAGCAACCCCAACGACGACAGGCCUAUUAGAUUCCAACCCUAAGGCGAGCUCAACGAUCGGACCCUCUUCAACUUCAACUUGCGGCAUGUCCAAUCGGCAUAUCAUCUCUUUGUGAUAAAGAGGGAAGGCGAAAGUAUGGAGACGGAAGGUCGAUCGCCCGGCAAAGACUCUGUUUCUUCUAUCGGCAUAUCAUCUCUUUGUGAUAAAGAACGUCGGAAACGCCAUUGAAUCAAAUUGUUCGGUGACGGAACUACCAAUUCGCUUUAUGCGUAUGGUGGAAUUGGAGUCCAAGAUUUUCUUGGUGGCCGGGGACCGUAAUAUGCAUCGCAAUAGCUGUUGGAGUUAUCCUUCCAAUCGAUGAUGCCUUUCCCAGAGAAAUCUAUGAGGUGAAACAGCAUUCCGAUUCCGUGUCCAUAGUUCCUUCCACAAUCAUGCCAAAGAUGAACCAGGGGAAGGGAAUUGCAAUUGUCCAAGAGUUCGGAAGCAGGAUAUUUGUUCUGCAAAUAAACCCUGCUCUCCAAGACCGGUUGAGUGGGAGUGUUUUUGAGGUUUUCGAUUCUGCUUUUCCAGAAAGCGGUUUGGUUGCGAAAUCAGCUACACCCUUUUCUGAGGGACGGUACAUCGUGCAUGAGUACCAUCGAAUAGGGGAGAAGCUCUACUUGCAAGUGAGUUGUCAAGGAAAGAGAAGGCUUUUAGUUUUUGAUUUCAAGACAGAGGAAUGGUCCAAGGAUCACUGUUUUUUUGUGUGGAAACAUAGGUGUCAUGGCUGUCCAGUUCCUGGUUUAGAUGAAGAUAUGUAUCUCGUUUUUGGGUUCUUAAUUGUGGACUUUCCAGAAAUUCGAGCUGGUAUUUUCCCGCAAGGAAAAGGAUUCUCCUGUUAUCAAAAUGUGAACGGGAUCUUCCACUUGGAAGGAUUUGGAGGGGACAAGAUGGGGUGCACAUUUGUUGAGAUAGGGAAUCGUGACUAUCACUGGCGGAUCCAGGAAGGUAUUGGGGGCGGAAAAUUUAGUGAAGUACAUCCCACUAAAAGAGUGUAACAAAAUAUACGAAGUAUUAGAUAGAAAACAAUUGUAAUAAAGCAAACUGCAAAUACUAAGAAUUUAAUAAAGUAUACGGAGUAUUACACUUUCAAGAGUACGUCAUGAUAAAGUAGCUAGUUCAUGACUUCUCUUUGUGAGUUUUCAUCUCUUCGAUUAGGAUGAUGAAAAAAGAUUGGGGUACACACUUUUUGUACACACAAUUUGUACACUUGUCUGUCCCCCUCACAGACAAGUUGUCUGUCCACAGAUAACUUAUCUCGCAACAGACAACUUGUCUGUGGGGGACAGACAAGUGUACAAAUUGUGUGUACAAAAAGUGUAUACCCCUAGCUCCACCCUUAGGAUGAUACUUACAAACUUUUUUUCAAUUCUUUUCACGGAGUCAUAUAUAAGAAUCAAUAAAGUUUCUCCAAAAAACUUCUUAAGGCAUUGAAGCAACACAUUCAGAAAUGAGAAGUACUUCAUAUCUUAAUCUAACAUUCUGAAACAACCAAUAGUUACAGUUUUUUAUUAAAAAAAGUUAUUGUGUCUGUUAACCAUCCGAAACAGCCAACAAUUUAACAACCAAUGUUAAAUCAUAAAUAUAAUAAUAAUAUAUUUAAAUUUAUGGUGAGUUACUAUUAUAAUUUAGCUAAUUUAAUUAUAAUACAAUUAAUUCAAUUGUUCGUAUCAUUUAUAUAUAAUUAAGUUGGAAGAGAAAAGAUACAAUUCUCAGUGCUAACUGCUAAUGAAUAUAAGUUUCAGAGCUCGUUUGGUAACCUUUUUCGUUUAUCAGGC
Molecule: messenger RNA, 2185 nt
Organism: Cuscuta epithymum
Lineage: Eukaryota; Viridiplantae; Streptophyta; Magnoliopsida; Solanales; Convolvulaceae
Source: the annotation of a GenBank genome assembly